AUGGCUUCAGUUUUUGGUGUUGCUACCCCAUUGGUGGUUGAGAUUAAUGAUAGAGUUCGACUAGUCUUCAAGAAAAACCCUUUCAAAUCAGUUGAGGAUGAUCCAGAAGGUGCAUUUUCAUCGGUGCCCUAUGAUGUGCUGCAUAACAAAGAUAUCAGGGCUUACAUUCUUUGUGACCUUGAAGAGAUUGGAAAUGUGGACAUGCUGGAUCUUUACAACAAGCAUUUGGCUAAUGGUUUGGGAAAUCUCAAACCUACAUAUAAGGUGCUUCAAAAAAAUCUUUCUACGGGCGGAGCUGGUAAUCAUGCUAGCCCCCAGGCUUCUCAGGAUACCAAGGAGGACAAGACGACAGUCAAAUCGGUGGAAGAGAAAGAUUCCAAAACUGGGGACCCACAUGAUAGAGGUAAAGAAAAUAAAUGGUCUGCUCUUUUUGGAGUCAGGCCUUUGGUGAAAUCUGGUCUUCCGGAAGUUAAAAAUAUCUCUAAUCCGGCAACUGAGGUUUUUGCUAUUUCUGUUCUGGAUAAGCUGGUUGAUUUCAUUGUGUUUGGCUUAGCUAUGACCUUAGUGGGAAGCAACAAGGAGGAAGAGCAUGGGAAAGAAGAAAAGGUUCAAAAAUCUAAAUCAGAGGAUCAGAAGGUUGGUCCUAUCAUCCAGGGUAAAGUUGAUGAGAGUUCCUAUGAUGAUGCUUCAACUUCAUCUAAUAGUAAAGAAAAUGUGGAAGACUUUAAUGAAGCGCAUGACUAUAAUAUCUCAGAUACUGAGCCUUUGUUGUUAAUAACCAAUGGAAGUCCAAAGCAGAAUGGAAAUAUGAUCCUGAAUUCCCAAUGUAAAACUUCUCCUAAAAUUUUGGAAACGAUUCUAGCUAUCCAGGAAAAUAAGAGAUUUUCGGUGUCACCGGGGAAAGGAAAGAGGAAGCUGGAGGAAGGCGGGUCUAGCAAGGUUGAGGGGACACAGAGCAAAAGAGGUAAAAAAGCUACUAUGGAGAAAAUUCAAGAGGACAAGGGUUCAGAGGACAUUGGAAAAGAUGGCAGUGAGAUGGAGACUGAUAAGUCUAAAGGAGAGGAGAGUUGGAAGGAAGAGGAAGUGGGGGAAGAGGAAGGAGGAGCUGAGGAAGUCUCUAAUCAAAAUAGUCCAAUCCACAGUGUUGAUCCUAUGGCUGUGGAUGAGAAGAAUCUACAAGAGAAGCAGUUGACUAAAGGGGAGAAAGAACAAGAUGAGCUUGAUGAUGAAAGAUUUGUUUUAACUCCCAAGGACCAAGAGAAUUUUUUUAGGGAAAUAGCAGGUGAAGGAGGAUCUAAAGAGAUAGAUAAAGCCAACAAAGGGUUUGAAGAAGAAAUUACUUCAACCCAAGAUGUUCAAAUUCCUGAGCAAGAAGAGGAUAAAAGUAAGAAUCAAGAGGAAGAGAAAGAUGAUGGAGAAGAGCAGUUACCAAAGCUCCUAUACAAGUUGAAGGAGAAAGCUCCCCAAAAUAACAAGUUUCACAGGUUAGAUUGGGUAAACAGACCAAGUGGGGAGAGUUAG
This is a messenger RNA of Cryptomeria japonica (Japanese cedar), 1521 nucleotides long. RefSeq lists its product as uncharacterized. The record is from RefSeq and is a predicted model, not a curated record. NCBI's taxonomy places the organism in Eukaryota, Viridiplantae, Streptophyta, Pinopsida, Cupressales, Cupressaceae. The coding region runs from base 1 to 1521 and encodes 506 amino acids. The transcript has 7 exons.